GGAAAAGCGUCAUUAUACCACGAGGAUUAUGGCUGGCAGCACAGCAAGUAAGCAGCUCAUAUUGAUUUUAUUUUCAUUCUGUAAAGUCAAGAAAUGGUAAGCCCCAACAAUAACCGAAGAGCCAAUGGCAAGUCGAGAUGAAUGCUCGCGGCCAACCGCAUUGCUGGUCCCGGCCCCACCUCGAGCCUGGGCUCGUGACCGCCACCUUCUCAUGGACAAGCAGCUCACUUGCAACUCCGACAAGACAACUCCAACUCUUUCGACGGCAGAGGCUCAAUAUCGUCUGCCUCUUAAUCAGGCAUUGCUCGACAUAUGGACCGUCGCACAUCUUGGACUCUACCUCAGCGGUGCCCAUUAGCCGCAGCCGUGCUUGGUGGAUCAUGGACCUCCUCCAGAAAGAACAUGAUCGGGUGUGGAGGCGUUUGAAGGCUGGCAAGACAAUCAACGAGGUGCAAUCCACGAUAGACUUGCUGCAGGAAGCUCGGAACGCUAUUGCUGCUGACCCGACCAAGGCUUCAAUCACCCUUGCUAAGCUCCAGAACCCUGUUAAAGCAUCGUUUGAUACAACAAACGACAGUUUGAAAGAGGCACAUAGCGGUCUCAAUAAGUACACGAAAGCAUUAGAGAAGCUGUUCAAGGACCGACCUCUUCCUAGUACCGAAUAUGACGCUUUAUCAUCUUCUCCUGCCCUUGUCAACCGAGCGAUAGCCAUGCAUCUGCUACGAGAAGGGCAGUUUUCCGUCGCAUCUACUUUCCUGAGCGAAAUCGCUCAGGACAAAACCCCGGCUCAACCCGAUUACGAAGGCUCGGGUCGCUCAAGUGACGAAAAAUUCCAGCCAGUUUUUUCAUUGGAUCAGAUCCAAUCCGGUGAAAUUCGAGAACAAUUUGCCUCGAUGUACUACAUUCUGCACGAGCUGAAAGAGAAGUCAAACCUCUUACCGGCAAUUGAAUGGGCUAGGGAAAACAGAAGUUUGCUGGAGGCUAGAGGGAGUAACCUUGAGUUUGAUCUAUGCAGACUCCGGUUUGUUUGGUUAUUUCACGGCGGAAACGAUCCUCAGUCUCCAAUGACGACCCGGCGACAAGCAGCGCUGGAUUAUGCUAGGCAGGAAUUUUCAAACUUUAUGCCGCGACAUUUGAAGGAAAUACAGCAACUCAUGGGUGCCAUGGCAUUCAGUCCCAAUCUUCAGGCUUCACCUUAUCGACAUAUUUUUAAUAACACGACAGCUUGGUCAGAUGUGUCUCAGUCAUUUACUCGAGAAUUCUGUUCGCUCCUCGGACUGUCAGCAGAUUCGCCUCUUUACAUAGCCGCUACUGCCGGUGCUAUCGCUCUUCCGACUCUUCUAAAAUUGCAAACCAUCAUGAAAGCUAAGAGAACUGAGUGGACAACGCAGGAUGAGUUACCGGUUGAAAUACCACUCCCCCACUCUUAUCUAUUUCACUCUAUUUUCGUAUGUCCCGUCUCUAAAGAGCAGACCACCGAUCAAAACCCACCAAUGAUGAUGCCAUGUGGGCAUGUCAUUGCCCAAGAAUCCUUGCAACGGAUUAGUAAAGGCAACAAAUUCAAAUGUCCGUACUGUCCAAACGAGAGUCAUCCCAGAGAUGCUCGAAAAGUAUUUCUGUGAUUCUCUUUGUUUCGGUUUCUUUUUACCUCGAAGAUCACUUGCGCUGGCGUUAGGUUGGACUUCCAAGUAUAUGAAUGACGACUAGGAAGAAUGGCGUUGUAACUUCACACAAAUACUACCACAUAUAUAUGAUAUUUAUUCUUACCUCCAGGAAAUUGGAAUCUUUUAUCUCAGCUGUUUCAAAUGGUGAAAACAAUAAAGAGAUAAUAUCUCCGCCGUAAUCGUGUGACAUGCUAACCAUGAAACCUUCAAAAUAGUGGAUUCAUGUUCGUAUUAUGCCUUUUUACCAACUCUGAUCCCAUCCCUCCACGGUCGAAGCGAAUGACGAUCAUUGCCAGUUGCUACCCGAAACGAGUCAAACAAAGCCGAGUUAUUAA
Talaromyces proteolyticus is the source of this 1999-nucleotide messenger RNA. RefSeq names its product RMND5A protein. The record is from RefSeq and is a predicted model, not a curated record. Gene Ontology annotation, biological process: proteasome-mediated ubiquitin-dependent protein catabolic process. Gene Ontology annotation, molecular function: ubiquitin protein ligase activity; protein binding. The transcript is spliced from 4 exons. Bases 138 to 1622 code for a protein of 494 amino acids. Gene Ontology annotation, cellular component: cytoplasm; nucleus; GID complex. NCBI's taxonomy places the organism in Eukaryota, Fungi, Ascomycota, Eurotiomycetes, Eurotiales, Trichocomaceae.